Molecule: messenger RNA, 5555 nt
Organism: Culex quinquefasciatus (southern house mosquito)
Lineage: Eukaryota; Metazoa; Arthropoda; Insecta; Diptera; Culicidae
Biological process (GO): DNA integration
Molecular function (GO): nucleic acid binding
Source: RefSeq, a predicted model, not a curated record
AUGCCGCCAAAAACACCGCGCACCCCGGCGAAAAAGGAAGAGGUGGACGAUGGCGAAGAUCUGGCGACCCUGGUCUACCUGCGGGACGAGAAACUCCUGAAACUCGUACGCCUAAAGGAGAAGCUGGCUGGGCUCGGGUUGCACGAACGGACCGCGACCCAGAUCAACGUGAACCGGAGAGUGCUCGAUGCCUCCAACGCCGAGUUCAAUUCUCUCCACGAGCGCAUCGUCCGCCUGGACUCCAAGAAGCGGAAGGAGCACGGCGAUAAGUUGGUGGAAUUUGAAACGUUGUUCAUCGAGAUCGACACAAUGUUAGAAGGAUGGAAGCAAAGCCUGGAAAUCCGGGCUGGUCCAGCAACCGCCCCAGCACCUGCUGCCCAACGACCUGUUGUCAUCCAGCAGUCCCUUCCGCGGCUCGUACCCACGUUCGACGGAAAGUACGAGAACUGGAAGCGGUUCAAGACGAUGUUCCGUGACGUCGUAGACCGGUCGAACGAAACUGCCAGGAUGAAGCUGUAUCGCCUGGAGGAAGCCCUCAUUGGUGAGGCAAAAGGGACGCUGGACGAGAAGACAAUCGAGGACGGCAACUACGACGGCGCGUGGGAGUUGCUGGAGGAGCGGUAUGAAGACAACCGGAGAAUGGUGGACAUCCAUAUCGGUGGACUGCUGAAGGUCCAGAAGCUACACAAGGAGAGCCACGCGGAACUACGAGCGCUGGUGGAGACCGUGGUCGGCCACGUAGAAAACCUCAAAUACCUGAGGCAGGAGUUCACUGGUGUGUCGACGCAGUUCGUCGUGUACCUGCUGGCCCACGCCCUGGACAGCGAAACCAAGAAACUGUGGGAGGCCACGGUGAAGAAGGGCGAGCUGCCGAACUACGAAGAAACCAUCAAGUUCCUGAAGAACCGCGUCUCCGUCCUGGAGAGAUGCGACGAGACCAGUGAACCUGCAGCGAGGCAGCGAGACCGAAACCCGAGGCCAGCCAACAAACCGUCCUACCAGAAGGCCAACGCUGCGACCACGUCGUCGAACCCGGAGAUCCGCUGCGAGAUGUGCGGGGACUCCCACCUCACCUUCAAGUGCGGCACCCUCGCUGGCCUCACGGUGGCCCAACGCAGCGAAAAGGUAAGAAGCAAGAACCUGUGUCUCAAUUGCCUCCGCAAGGGCCACAGCUGGAAGAAGUGUACGUCCAGGUAUUCCUGUGGAAAGUGCCGCCAACGUCACCACACACUGCUGCACGACGACUCGGAACAAAAAUUCGUGCAGAAACCCGUCAACCCGCAGAACGUUGCACCACUAGCCAACCAGCCGCCAGUGUCCCAAGUCGCUGGCCAAGAACCACCACAGUCUACUUCGGCAACCUGCAACCACACCCAGACGGUGAAGACCGUCAUGCUUCUGACAGCGCUCGUCCACCUGCUGGACGACAAGGACCGACCUGUGCCAUGCCGACUGCUGCUCGACAACGGAUCGCAGGUCAAUUUUAUUACGGAACAAUUGGCAAAACGGUUGAACACACGUCGAGUAGCUGCAAACGUUCCCAUCUGCGGAAUCGGUGCAGUGAAGACAUACGCCCGAGAGUCGAUGACGGUCCAGCUCCGAUCCCGGUACAACAGCUUCACGGUGGACGUGGAGUGUCUCAUCGUCCCCAAGGUAACCGGGAUGAUUCCGUCGGCCCCGAUCAGCACGUCCGACUGGCCGAUUCCUGCGAACAUCCAGCUGGCCGACCCGAACUUCCACACACCGGACCGGAUCGACAUGCUGCUCGGCGUCUCGAUGUUCUUCAAGCUGUUGAAAUCGGGACAACUAGAGUUGGCGAAGAACCUUCCAGAGCUCCGCGAGACCUACCUGGGCUGGGUCGUCGCGGGUGAUGUCGGCGACACCGUUCCUGACGCGCAGUUCAGCCACACUGCAACGCUCGAUGACGUGAGCGAAGCCAUCGAGAGAUUCUGGCGGGUCGAGGACAUCGACAGCGCCACACAAGUCAGCACAGAACAGGAAGAGUGCGAGGCAUUCUUCCGUGCGACACACAAGCGGGACCCUACCGGCCGGUACGAGGUUCGCUUGCCAUUCCGCCCCGUCGUCGGCAACCUCGACGACAACCGCAGCCUGGCUCUUCGGCGAUUCUUGUCGUUGGAGAAGCGGCUCAACCGGGACCCGGACCUGAAACGGCAAUACGGUGAGUUUAUUUCCGAGUACGAAUCCCUGGGGCAUUGCAAGUCGGUUGAAGAGGCCGACGACUCACCUGGCCAAGGUCGUUACUACAUGCCGCACCAUGCCAUCCUUCGCCCUUCGAGUUCCACAACCAAGCUGCGGGUAGUUUUCGACGCUUCGGCAAAACUCUCCCCUUCGAGUGUCUCCCUCAACGAAGCCUUGCAGAUCGGGGGAACCGUCCAAAACGACCUUUUCUCGAUUCUGCUCGCAUUCCGCAAGCACCCGGUCGCCUUCACCGCAGAUUUGUCGAAGAUGUACCGCCAGAUCCGGGUGGCCCCUGCGGACACUCCCUUCCAACGAAUCUUCUGGCGGAACGAACCGGCCGACUUUAUCCGCGUGCUCGAGCUCACAACCGUGACGUACGGGACGGCAUCUGCACCUUUCCUCGCGACCCGCUGCUUGGUUCAACUCUGCGAAGAUGAAGGAGAGAAAUUUCCGCUGGCUGCCAAAAUCGUUCGCGACGCUUGCUAUGUCGAUGACAUUCUUUCUGGGGCAGACUCACCUGACGAAGCGAUCGAGUGUUUGAAGCAACUCCAAGGCCUGCUCAGCCGUGGUGGGUUUCCGAUCCACAAAUGGAGUUCGAACGAGUCGGCGGUCAUGGAUCAGAUUCCGGAGGGUGAGCGGGAGAAACUCAUCGAUCUAGACGGACUGACCGGUGGCGUGGUCAAGGCUCUGGGGCUCUACUGGAGUCCAGGGGAUGACGAGUUCCGGUUCACUGCCAACCAAGCCGACGCCGACGCCGAUGCCACCAAGCGGCGAGUGCUGUCGGAGAUCGGCAAGUUCUUCGACGUGCUGGGCUUGCUUUCACCGGUCAUCAUCAAGGCCAAGAUCCUGAUGCAGCGAGUUUGGCUCGCUGGUCUGUCGUGGGAUGUGCUGCUGGAAGGAGGGUUGGCAAGUACUUGGGAGCAAUUCCAAAUCGCACUUCCCUUCGUGCGAGACAUCCGGAUCCCACGUUACGUGAUCGGCCCUGGAAACAUUGCCCUUGAACUCCACGGAUACAGUGACGCCUCCAAGGUCGCAUACGGCGCAGUGAUUUACGUGCGCAGCCUGUUCCCGAGCGGAAAGUCCCCCCAGAUGCGGCUACUCUGCAGCAAGUCCAAGGUAGCACCAACGAAGCAGCUGGACAUCCACCGACUCGAGCUCCUCGGGUGCAGAUUGCUGUCCAAGCUGGUGGUCAAGGUCCUCGCAGCGUUGAAACUGCCGUUCCGGAACGUCGUUCUGUGGAGCGACAGCCAAGUGGUUUUGGCGUGGCUCAAGAAACCCUUAGACCAGCUUCAAUCGUUCGUCCGCAACCGUGUCGCCGAGAUACGAAACGAAACCAGCAACUUCAUCUGGCUUUACAUGCGAACCAAGGACAACCCUGCCGACUUGGUGUCACGUGGCAUGUUUCCCGCCGAACUGAUGGUGUGCGAGAAGUGGUGGAAAGGACCGGCGUACAUGCAGUCCGAGGAGUACCGGGUGGAACCUGUGGAAGAUUUGCCGGACUGUGAGAUCCCCGAGUUGCGGAAGGUGAAGAUGGUGACGAUGCUUACCUGCAAUUCCGUCGAGUUUCCGAUCUUUGAAACGUGCAGCUCAUACCGUAAGCUGCAAAGGGUGAUGGCGUACGUGCUGCGCUUCACGGCCAACUGCAGAAAGAAGAAUCCGGCGGAACGAGUUCGCCAGCGCUACCUGACCAUUCCGGAGUUGCGGGCGGCGCAGGACGUGAUUGUGAUGGUGAUCCAGCACGAUGCACUGUCCAAGGAAAUCCAGCAAGUUGCCGAGAACGAUACCGCUGGACGCAUCCAAGGUUUGACCCCGUUCCUGGACAAGGGCCUGCUACGAGUGGGUGGCAGAUUGCAGCAGUCGGAGUUGCCGUUCGAGACCCAACACCAACUUCUCCUCCCGAAGCAUCGUGUUACCAACCUGAUCGUUCGAGCGUACCACGAAGAGCACCUGCACGCGGGGCCAUCGGCCUUGCUUGCGACGUUGAGGAGGCGGUUCUGGCUGAUCGACGGACGGUCGACAGUCCGGAGCAUUACAAGGAGCUGCGUGACGUGCUUCCGCGCGAAGCCUCGCGGUUCGAGCCAACUAAUGGGACGGUUGCCAUCCUGCCGUGUGACGCAAGCCCUCCCAUUUGAAGAAGUCGGCGUAGAUUACGCCGGGCCCAUUUUCGUCAAGGUAGGAACCCGAAAGCCGCAACUCGUGAAGGCCUACUUCGCGGUGUUCGUGUGCAUGUCGACCAAGGCCGUCCACCUGGAGCUCGUCUCGGACCUCACGACCGAGGCAUUUUUGGCCGCCCUCCAGCGCUUCGUGAGCCGACGCGGCGUGCCUCGCACGAUCCAUUCCGACAACGGGACGAAUUUCAAGGGGGCCAAGGCGGAGUUGCACGAGCUGUUCCUGCUGUUCAACCAGCGUGCGUUCAACGACCAGAUAGCGACCUACUGCCAACCGAAGGAGAUCACCUGGUCGUUUAUCCCUCCGGGGGCGCCGAAUUUCGGUGGCCUCUGGGAGGCGGCUGUAAAAAGCACGAAAUACCAUCUCAAGCGCAUCCUCAAGAACGCACAACUCACCUUCGAGCAGUACGCCACUGUUCUCGCGGAGGUCGAGGCGGUGCUAAAUUCGCGGCCCUUGUUCGCUACGUCGGCGGACCCCGCGGAUCCGCAAGUUCUGACGCCGGGACACUUCCUGAUUGCGCGACCCCUUACGGCCAUCCCGGAACCAGUCUACGAAGGGACACCCACCAACCGGCUGUCGAAGUGGCAGCACCUGCAACUCCUGCGCGAACAGUUUUGGCGAACCUGGAAGCGCGACUACCUGACGAGCCUCCAGCCGAGAGGCAAGGACAACAAGGAGAAGCCGAACGUGCGUCCGGGAAUGGUGGUUUUGCUGGAAGAAAAGGACGCGCCGCCACUACAGUGGAAGAUGGGAAUUAUCCUGCAAACUUACCCGGGGCCAGAUGGAUUCGUACGCACCGCGGACGUGAAGGUUGGUGGAACAGUCGUCCGGCGUCCGAUCACCAAGCUAUCCGUCCUCCCGAUUGAGGACAACGAGCAGACUGCAGACCACGGAGCGAUUCCUGCUGGGACUUCUCCCCAGCCCGGGGGGAGGAUGUUGGCUGCUUGACGGAUCGAGCUGAUUUGGCAGCACUUGUCGAGCGCCGCAGCCAGAUUGCUACGAUCGGUUUUCCCACCUUGCACAACCUCGGCGCGCAACGGCGGCCGUUGUGCGCGACGACGAAGAAGGAGAAGAGAAGAGAACGACGCUCGGCGCCAUCUUUUUUCAUCACUCGCUUACAAGUGCUCGCGGAAACAACACGUUCUUUACGCUUUAGUUUAAUUAGUUUUAAUAAAGUAGUGUUAAAG